CAAAAUCCUCUCACUCACUCCUAAAUUUGGGACUCUUCUGUUACCUCUCAUAUCUUGGUCGUGUGGAUGGACAAGGUGAUACACAUCCAUAUCAAGAUAAAAGAGCCUUUAUUCUGUAUACUCAAUAUACAUAUUUAGCUAGAUCUGCCCUAUGGAGCAAUGUUGAGAUUCCAAGAAGUAGUUAAGCAUGGUAGUCCUCUUGCAACUAUUUCUACGUGCUCAAAGACAUUGAUUGCAGGAAGAUACGAUAUUCAUCAGAAACUUGGACGUGGAAGCUUUGGAACUGUUUACUUGGUUACUGACAAAAAAGCUAAAAGAGAAGAAGAACAAUUGAAAGUUUUGAAAGAGAUCUCUGUGGGGGACCUCAAGCCCAAUGAAACAGUUGAAGCAAAUGUAGAAGCACAGCUGUUGUCCAAGCUAGAUCAUCCAGCCAUCGUCAAGUUUUAUACCAGCUUUGUAGAAGGGGAGAGUUUUUGCAUCAUCACUGAAUACUGCGAGGGUCGAGACCUCGACUUUAAAAUUCAAGAAUAUAAAGGAGCUGGCAAGGUAUUUCCUGAAAGCCAAAUAGUAGAAUGGUUUAUACAGUUGUUACUUGGAGUCAACUACAUGCAUGAAAGGCGAAUUCUUCAUAGAGAUUUGAAAGCUAAGAAUAUUUUUUUGAAAAAUAACCUGGUUAAAAUUGGGGACUUUGGAGUUUCUCGUCUCUUGAUGGGAUCCUGUGAUUUAGCAACUACUUUUACUGGGACCCCCUUCUACAUGAGCCCGGAGGCAUUGCAACACCAGGGUUACGACACAAAAUCAGACAUUUGGUCUCUUGGAUGCAUUUUGUAUGAGCUGUGCUGUUUGGAUCAUGCAUUCACUGGUCACAAUUUUUUGUCCAUUGUUCUAAAAAUUGUGGAGGGUGAAACCCCUUCUCUUCCAGACACCUAUCCAAGAGAACUUGAUGCAAUGCUGCACAGCAUGCUGAGCAAGGACCCUUCACGGAGGCCAUCAGCUGCAGAAAUGUUACGUAUUUCCUACAUUGAUGAUCAAUUACAGAUUAUGAAGUAUAAAUUCACAAAUAUGACUAGGAAAGACUGUGUGCCUAAUUCUCAGGAAGAAGCCACUCAUAUCAUGAAUGCUGUGCAGAAAAAAGUACAUCUACAAACUCUGAGAGCCCUGUCUGAAGUGCAGAAAAUGACACCACGUGAGCGAAUGAGGCUGCGGAAAUUAAAUAUUGCUGAUGAGACAGCACAGAAGCUGAAACAGUUGGCCGAAGAAAAAUAUCGCGAAAAUCUCAAAAGAAUGCAAGAACUGAGAUCCCGUAACUUUCACGAACUGAAGAUAGAUGUGCUUCAUGAAUCCAAUCAACAGACUGCAGAGCAUCUGAUUAAGUCUCAACCAGUCACUACAUUGGACUAUCUAUCCAUAGGAUGCAAUGAUCAAAGUGACAGUGAUAUAGCAGGGAGACUAUGUAUGUCAGAUCCAGUGGAGCAUGAGAUCCCAGAAGAUCCACUCAUUGCAGAAGAGUAUUAUAACGAUGUGUUUGAUUCAUGCUCAGAAACAAGUGAGGAGGGGGAGGAAGAGGAGGAGGAAAUGACAGAAGUUGAAGAACUGAACACAUCACAAACUGUGUGUAAAACAAAUCAGCAGGACAGUGAUGUUGAAGCAAUGGCCAUGUUUAUGGAGAACAUCUUAAAUACCAGCUCUUUAGGUACUGGAAGUGUCACCAGAGCGACUCCACUGGGACCCGAGGGAUUGAGAGCUCUCAACAGCACCAUGGCGACAACCAAACUGAGACGCAUGAGGGAAUCAGCCAUUCAGAAACUGGGAACAGAAGUUUUUGAAAAGGUUUACGAAUUCCUCCAGCGAGCAAGACGGACAAAUGCAAAUGAAGAUGAAAUCAAAGAACACCUGGAAAAAAUGGUGCCUCGGGCAAGUGACUGUUUCGAAGUAGAUCAGCUCCUGUAUUUUGAAGACCAGCUACGGGCUUCAGAAGAUGCUGCAGGGUGUCAUAUAUCUCAGAGUUAAUUUCCUUGGAUUACCUCAAAUGAGUGAGCAAGGUACUCUUUAGUUGCAAGCGACUGAGCAUCAUGUCAUAUGGUUAGAGGAAUGAGUAGCAUGGAAAUACUGACGGGCAGGAUAGAUGCAAUUCUGGUAUAUGAGAUUAAGAGUGCUGUUUUCCAUCUCCAAGUGAAAGUCAAUGGGAGCUUUUUGACCGAUUCCUACAGAAGCAGUAUUGACAGAUCUUAAUGAUCAUUUCCUUAAAAAUUGAUGGAUUGUGGUUGUCUAACAUACAUACAGAGCAUCAUCAGACUGGGGGAAAAUUGUGUUUCCUUACCGUUGCUUUGCCCCCACUUCUGUCCUACAAUACUUCCUCUUUCUUCAUACAGGAGAAGAAAGAGGAAGUAAACAAUGACCAUGUGGCCCAUUCAGUGGCCAUUUUUAUCAUGCUGCUUUUCCUGCACACAGCAGGAAAUGGCAGCACAUUUUGUUCUAAAAACAAAAAUUGGAUUUAGUGAGGUGUAUUUUGUGAUGGAAAGCAAGCAAGAAGGAGCAGGAGACGCAUGGGAGGUGGACAUCGUCAUCAAAAGGACCCGUGAACAUCCAUAAGUGGGCAGUAAUGAAUGUGCGAAAAAACACUCACCUGAUGACACUCAUAGUUGCUUGACUACUCUGUUAGGAGAAAUUGUGUUCA
Molecule: messenger RNA, 2677 nt
Organism: Elgaria multicarinata webbii
Lineage: Eukaryota; Metazoa; Chordata; Lepidosauria; Squamata; Anguidae
Gene: NEK11
Product: NIMA related kinase 11
Exons: 16
Coding region: 160-2010 (616 amino acids)
Biological process (GO): protein phosphorylation
Molecular function (GO): ATP binding; protein kinase activity
Source: RefSeq, a predicted model, not a curated record